UUUGCUAUAUCCAAUUAAAUGGGAAAUUGUAUAAAAAAGCAGACAGCCAUUCAACGCGACGGCGGCGUCUGGGGAUCAACCGCGGCGGCGGCACCGGGAACAAUGUAUUUAUCCGGCAGCGACCGUGGUGACAGUCGGAAGGGAGAGAGUUAUUCCGGCGGUAGCUUUGGUGAUAAAACGGCGACGACGGAGGUGAAGAUUAAGAUAUCGAAGAAGCAACUGGAGGAGUUAUUGGGUAGGACGGAUGUGCAGGGGCUAACGGUGGAGCAGAUUCUUGCUAAGUUGAUGAACGUCAGUGAUGGAUUUGAAUCGAAUCAACGGCCGUGGAGGCCUGCUCUACAGAGCAUUCCGGAGUAAACUGUCGACGUAUACCCCGUAGUGGGUUUACCCAAUUACGUGAGGUUUUUUUUUUCUUUUUUUUUUUUUUAGUUUUUCUAAAUUAAAUUAAACUGUACAUAUAAUUUUCAACUUUUUUUUUUUUGUUGUUGUUGUUAUAUUUGUAAACAUUUUGGUUAUGGAUAACUAAUAAUAUAAAACUUA
This is a messenger RNA of Lactuca sativa (garden lettuce), 540 nucleotides long. The record is from RefSeq and is a predicted model, not a curated record. Lineage: Eukaryota; Viridiplantae; Streptophyta; Magnoliopsida; Asterales; Asteraceae.